Molecule: messenger RNA, 207 nt
Organism: Lathyrus sativus (Indian pea)
Lineage: Eukaryota; Viridiplantae; Streptophyta; Magnoliopsida; Fabales; Fabaceae
Source: the annotation of a GenBank genome assembly
AUGACGCGGGGAAAGCAGAAAAUCGAAGCUCAGAAGCGUAACGCUGAAAAGAAUCAGAAAUCGAAAGGCUCUCAGAUUGAAGCCAGAGCCGAAGGUCUCAAAAUCACCUGCCCUAUUUGCAAGGUCCAACUUGCAAAUCCAAACCAACUUAAUGAUCAUUAUGCCUCUAAACAUCCAAAGGAGAAACCUCCAGCAGAAUCAAGCUAG